AUGGGCUCGCAGAUAGCGAGGCAGGCGACACAUAAGCGACAGCUCUGCCCAAUCGACGACGCGAUCGCGGUCCGCAUUCACCGGACAAUGCUAUCGGGUGUACCAUCGGAGACAUGCACUCUCGCGCCAUUACGAUUGGUCGGACUGCGCGGCGAUGACUGUACACUUGUGCGAAAUGUCAAUCCAAUUGAAUCCAACAAAUCGUGUCUCAGACGACGGGACAGACGGCGUCAAUCUAACGCCGCGCUCAGGUGUUUAAUGAUGCAAUAA
Messenger RNA from Leptosia nina, 270 nucleotides. Lineage: Eukaryota; Metazoa; Arthropoda; Insecta; Lepidoptera; Pieridae. The record is from the annotation of a GenBank genome assembly.